Hymenoscyphus albidus is the source of this 2194-nucleotide messenger RNA. NCBI's taxonomy places the organism in Eukaryota, Fungi, Ascomycota, Leotiomycetes, Helotiales, Helotiaceae. The record is from the annotation of a GenBank genome assembly.
AUGUUACCUGCGCAGUUUCUCAGAAAGACACGACGCCGAAGAAACAAGGCACGUUAUCGAGCACGGAAAGCGGACUUGGGACGUCUCGCACGGCAACGGUUGGCGCAACAAGACUUUGAGGAGCAAGAUUAUGAGAUGCCAAAGGACGAGGAACACGAUAAGCAACCAGAGGAGCCAGAAGAUUCAGAGGAAUCAGAGGAGGACGAGGAAGAAGACAAGCAAGAGGAGUUGCAAGAAGAUGAGCAAGGAGAACAAGUCGAUGAGCCAGAGGAGCAAGAAGAUUAUCCGAAGGGAGAUGAUCAAGAAGACUGGGUGGAGACUGAAGAUACAGUCAAUUUCGUCAAAUUUGAGGUGGAUGAUCCUGAGGCCCCAAAGAUUGGUCAACAGUGGCCUAACAUGAAAGCUGCAAGAGCGGAUAUGUACCUUUGGAUCUACAAACAGCAUGAAUCAUGGGAGUUCGACAAGUCCUGGAAGAUCGCUAAGUCAGACAGAUUUGACUUCAUACUCAAGUGCAGUAUCGAUGCGGAUUGCGAAUUCCUUUUAAAGAUAGGCGGCCCUAGUGAUGAUAAGGAGAAGCGAACAUUGCAUACAUAUAUACCGCACAGUUGCGCCUUGAAUACGUAUGUCACCUGCCGAGGCGAGUUUGGCACGAAAUAUCCUCUUCAUAUCUACGGAGAAGGCACUAGUCCAGAUGCUGAUGUUGAAGCUGCAAUAAACGAACCUGAAACGAAAUUCGACACCAGUCUAUCCUUUCAGCGUAAUUUCCCUGUUUCUAACAAAAAAAAGGCGCCACCAAAGAGAGAAAUUACCUAUUAUUUCCCAGAUGGACAUCGCUGGCAAUUCGAGGUUGAGGAUGAAUCAAAGUAUGACAAUACGGAGGAUUUUCUGAAGCUGGGCGCGCUUGAGCCAAUUGAUCAAUCCGAAGAAUGUUUGUUCAUCAAUAGGCUUCCGCUAGGUACGAAAAUAUAUCCACUGACCGACCUCUUUUGGGAAAUAAAACACUAAAUUUUGUCAACCAGAUGUACGAAACCGAAUCUACAGGAAGCUUCUUAGGAGACCUGUUGGAAUCAUUCCAUGUUCUGGUUGUAACGUUCGGGACACACCAGGGACGCAAUUAGGGCGUGGUGUGAAGGCCUACGAUUGGGGGUAUGUUUGGAAGGAAAGUCAUGCGAUAUACGGAGACGAGGAUUGGAUAAGAUAUCGAAGACGUAGAGCUCAACGAAAGUACAACAUAAAGUACAACCGCCGGUACGUUGAUCAUAGAGAUUCGGUCCCGCCUCUAGAUUAUGAGCGUCUACCCGAUCCCUGGGACCCGUACGAUGAAUUCGAUUACGAACGUUCCGACAAAGACUUGCGGGUACAGAAAUUUGGGAAGGUCAGGAAUCUUUUAGUCACUUGCCGGCAAAUAUAUCACGAGGCUUGCGAAAUACUCUACGGAGAAAACACCUUUGUGUUCAUCACCUGCAAUUACCGAAUACAUGACCCCAAAGAGGUGCGAAAGGCUCAAAGCCGCAUUCCCGGUUAUCCAGAUCGCUACGGAAGACCUCCGAGCAUUGAAAAAACGGUUCUCGAUGUUUACCGGAUAUUUGGUGAGGAAAUCUAUCGACAGCAAUUCUUGUAUCGCGAUCAAAUGCUGCGGUUCUUUAACAGAAUCGGACUCGUUAAUACUUCACGCAUUAAAAAAGUCCGAUUGGAAGGAGUACUCAAGCCAAAAAGAGCCUUCCCGGUUGAUGAAGAAGAUUUUUAUUUUGUUGGUGCUACUGAUGGUCUUGAUACUUUUGUGCCAAUGGCGUUUUCAGAGACUCUGCGCAUUCUUCUCGUCGUACUGAAGAUUGCCUGCCCAACACUCUACCGCCUAGAUUUGAUGUUGACAGAUGGCCUUUGGAUUAAGGACGAUCGUCCAUAUUCGGAGGAUCCCAAUUUUUCAUGCGAAGACGAAAUUGACGCAAUGGUUGAGAUGGUCGCAAAGGGUCUUCCAUCUUUAAACCGUCUAAUUCUAAGCGAUUGGACUGACAAUCAGACUCAUCCGCUCAAUUGGGGGAAAUCGAGACUUUGGGUUAAAUUUGUCGAGGAGCGGGAAGCAGUGCCGCCGGACUACAGCUCACUCGCACUCAUGAUUAAGAUGAGUCAAAUUGAAGCCGGACUACCACCAGAAGGAACAAAAAGAAAGAGAGAACAGAUGACUGCGGGAUGA